Molecule: messenger RNA, 3114 nt
Organism: Labeo rohita (rohu)
Lineage: Eukaryota; Metazoa; Chordata; Actinopteri; Cypriniformes; Cyprinidae
Product: cytosolic phospholipase A2 delta-like
Exons: 22
Biological process (GO): glycerophospholipid catabolic process
Cellular component (GO): cytosol
Molecular function (GO): calcium ion binding; calcium-dependent phospholipid binding
Source: RefSeq, a predicted model, not a curated record
AGCAACCUUGGAGUCAUCGACCUGGUUUCACAGGCAGCUGGAUCUAGAUCUCUGCACAAACAUUCAACAAUGCUCAAGAAAGAAGUCAAGCCAUACUGGAAUUUGUCAGUCAAAGUUUUAUACGCGAAGCUUCAUCAGAACUAUGACUACUGGUCUGCAUCUGACUGCUAUGUCAUCCUGAACUUACCCACGGCAUCCGUCCGUACAAAUCGCACCAAGACUAUCUCAAAUAACAAUAACCCUGUAUGGAAUGAAACGUUUACCUUCAGGGCGCACAGCAACAUCAAGAACAUUCUGGAAUUCCGCAUAUUUGAUGCUGACGAGUUCACAAAAGAUGAUUACUGCUUCACCCUCCUAUUUGACAUCAAUAACCUCACACUUGGACAAAGGCAAACAAAAUGCUUCAUUUCAGAUGAUCAGAAAAAGAGUGAGCUGUGGGUGGAAUUUGAGAUGACCAUGAGCUCUGAUAAGCCUGAACCGUACUUUUCUAAUGGAGUGCUGAUGGCCGGUCCAUUCUGUGCACUGGAUGUGAAGGUGGAAAAACAUUUAAGGACUAAUGAAACUCUGCAAGACAUGAUGUUAAAACUUCGAGGCGCACAUAAAGAAGACUGUUUGAUCCCAUGCUCUGAGAAAGACCCCAGCUGCACUCAGACUUUUCGCUACUACAUUAAUCAAGACUUGGAGACUGAGUUUAGUCUCAUUCCACCAAAAGAUGUGGCAGAAGUGGAUGGGACGAAUCCAAAGACUACAGACAUUCUGUCAUCAGUCCCUGUGAAACCAUUACCAGUCAAACCCAAACAGCAGAUCAAACUCUCCAUGCCUGUUGAACAGGGUGAAGUGGAUCUGCAACUAAGCACAGAGGGCUGCUCUGAUGAAAAGCUGGAUGUGCGUCUGGAUUUUGAUAUUCCAGUGGAAGAAAAGAACUUUCUGGCUAAGAGACGUAAAGUGGUGUCACAAGCUCUUCAGAAAGCUUUGAAUCUCAGCUCUGCACCUGAGCCCAGCAAGGUCCCAAUGGUGGCUGUGGUCUGUUCUGUGGGCGGGACCAGGGCGAUGAUUGGCACAUUUGGAGGCCUAAGAGCUCUGCAGAAACUCCAGCUUCUUGAUGCAGUCAGCUACAUCACAGGGGCUUCUGGCUCCACCUGGACUUUGGCUUCUCUUUAUGGUGAUGCUAACUGGUCAAACAAUGACAUAAAUGAGAUUAUGGAGUCUGUAAAGGAGGAAAUCUCUAAAAGUUUGUUCAGUAUAUUUUCCCCGGAGCAGCUACGGCACUACAAAGCGAGGAUGGAAGAGAGAGAGAAAAAAGCACUACUUGUGUCUCUCAUUGACAUGUGGGGUCUGGCUAUAGAGUACCUCAUCCAAGGAAAGAAAGAAAUGGGUACACUGUCUGACCAGCAGAUGGCACUAUCAAAGGGACAGAACCCUCUUCCUAUCUACACAGCUCUCAGCAUGAAAAAUAGUAAGACAGGAUGUUCCACAGAGACUGAAUGGUGUGAGUUCACGCCAUAUGAGGUUGGAUUUAUCAAAUACGGUGCCUUCAUACCUGCACAGAACUUUGGAAGUGAGUAUUACCUCGGCCACAUGGUCAAGAAACUCCCUGAAUCUGGAAUAUACUCUUUAUUGGGAAUAUGGAGCAGUGUUUUCUCUCUAAAUUUGACUCUGCUUUGGCGUCGCAUCACAAAAGUGAUCCCAUCCUGGGCCAACAAUAGUGAGGAAGAAGAGAAAGAGGAAAACACAGAACAUAAACCAUCAACGUCGGACACACUUCAUGUCAACACUAAGACUGACUUGGCAAAAAAGCUGAGCGACUUUCUGACCAAGCGGCCCAUUAUCAGCCAAGUGUUCAACUUCCUUAGAGGCUUCCACCUGCAUGGGAACUACAGUGAGAACUGUGAUUUCACCACAUGGAAAGACACACAUCCAGAUGUCUACCCAAACUCCCUGACACCAGCAGAUGCCACACUGGGCCUAGUGGACACAGGUUUUGUCUUCAAGUCAGGAUUUCCUCCUGUGUUACGUUCAAACAGACGUGCAGAUGUCAUUAUGUCUCUGAACUACACUUGGGAAACAGACCACUUCAAGGUCCUUAAGCAAACUCAGGAGUACUGCGCUGAUCGCAAAAUACCAUUUCCAAAGAUUGAUUACAAAAAGUUGGCGUCUGAGCCAAUUAGGGAAGUUUAUGUGUUUGAAGAUAAAGAGAAUCCAGUGGCUCCCAUUGUGAUUCACUUUCCCUUGAUCAACGUCUCAUUCAAGCAGUUCAAGUCUCCUGGAGUGAAGAGAGAGGGUAAGGAGGAGAUGAAGGAAGGAGAUUUUAAUACUGACUUCACCAAUUUGUCAAGUCCAUUCUCCACUCUGAAGCUUACAUAUGAACCUGAGGAUUUCCAGAUGUUGGCCAACCUCACCACCUACAACAUUCUCAACAACAAAGACGUCAUUUUAAACACGCUGAACAAAGCGCUGAUGAGAAACAUUGAGAGAACUCCUGCUACAACCCAUCAAAAUUCUGAUUUGAUGUUGAGACAGGAAGUUAAAAAUGACAGCAGAAUCGACUGAAGAGUGAUUUAAAGGGAUAAAUGGAUUAAAGGGAUAGCUCACCCAAAAAUGCCAUCAUUAAUCAUCUCAUAUUGUUCCAAAUCUGUGAUUUUUCCUUGAUCAGAGGGUGUUAUAAUAAUCCAUUUUUAACAAUGAAAGCAUGUCCAGAUGUUCUUAAGUCAUAUGAUAGCUUUUGAAGGACAGCCCAACAUUUAAAGGCACAAUAUGUAAGAUUUUUUGAUUUAAAAAUUCCAAAACCACUAAAACAGUGUUAUAUAUUUUGCUGACUUGUGUACUUAUAUUAUCCCGAAUGUUUCUAAGAAUGUUUAAAUCCAGAAAAAUAAUCAAUUUUAAGCAUUGUAACAUUGUGUCAUUGUGUCACUUGCAUAUCACGUCAUACACCCUUGAUUUUCCGGUUUUAUUUUUGUAGAAAACAUGGAAACCCCAAAGACAUUUUAAUAUGUAAUGCAUUUUUAAGACAGGACGCACACUCAAAUGUAACUAGUAUAGUAAAACAGCACUGCUUUAUCCUACAUUCGCAUGACCGGAAACGGUUGACUGUGGCAUAAUAAAAGCUUAGCUGCU